This is a messenger RNA of Cladophialophora psammophila CBS 110553, 1038 nucleotides long. RefSeq lists its product as uncharacterized. Bases 1 to 1038 code for a protein of 345 amino acids. The record is from RefSeq and is a predicted model, not a curated record. Lineage: Eukaryota; Fungi; Ascomycota; Eurotiomycetes; Chaetothyriales; Herpotrichiellaceae. The transcript has a single exon.
AUGGAGAAUGAUUGCCAAACGGAGUAUCAAACUUACCUGCACAAGGUCGCCCCGAAAGAUUAUUUGAGCGAAUACGUUACGCCGGUCAUCGACUGUAUAUUGGAAAACCUGAACGAAACCCGCAAGUCCAACAUGGCAGCCGCUGCAGUCUUGUUGGGCCUGUUGCCGACAACUCUAGGCCUGGUUGGCUCCACCACAGUAGAGGUUGGCCUUGUCGCCCUGCGGCGGCCUUUCCUCGCCUUCCUGCUCGCGGCCGGGGCCCCAGCUGUCUCGCCAAUCCGCACUUUCGAUUACAUCGAUACGAAAGAACUGCUGGAAAGGAAGCCGCAAACUGUCAGAAUAAAGCCAAUGGGACUACUCAAGGGAUUCGGGGUCUCGAUUUUCCAGUAUGUCAUGGCAGCCGCGGCGGUCGUGAACGUGGCUUUCGUGAGCUACGAGAUCUGCAUCCAAACAAUCUGUUCUUUCGCCCCGGAGACUGCAUAUCUGCCGGCAUUGUGGGCAUUUUUGGCCGUUGCAGUGCACUUCUUCGGCACUUGGUCAGUCCACUGUCGUACCAGAAUCCGUACUAAGCCUGGUGCGAAGAAGCCACCGGGGCUCUGGGAGACAAUAUGUGCAGAAUUCACACCAUCCGCCUCGAGACAAGGAGCAGAUCUGGAGAUCAAGGAAGAGACAUAUCUCUACAUUUUCCUCUCCUGGUUCACGGCUACCGGAACCGUCCUACACAUUGUGUACGGAACACUCGUCUUUUCCAGUCUCAUAUUCAUCUCCACCAGCGACGCUACAGCUGUGGUGGCGAGGUAUCUGUCUUCGACUUUGGUCUGCCGGGCAAUAGUAAUGUACGAACUGAGUGGGCUGAGAGAAGUGCUAAGCGACCAAGGCAAAGCCUCUCAUGGCGGACCUGAGCUGAUACCGAUGGAGCCAGGGCCUGGGACCAUGUCGUUUGGUGACCGUCUCAGCGCUCCUUGGAAACGGCCAGCCUCGAGCCGAACAGAAGAGUGGCAGUUAUUGUCCGGAGCGGAAAGGCCUGGAGAAGCGUGA